Messenger RNA from Amaranthus tricolor (Joseph's coat), 1069 nucleotides. RefSeq names its product protein N-terminal glutamine amidohydrolase. Bases 140 to 781 code for a protein of 213 amino acids. The record is from RefSeq and is a predicted model, not a curated record. Gene Ontology annotation, cellular component: cytosol; nucleus. Gene Ontology annotation, molecular function: protein-N-terminal asparagine amidohydrolase activity; protein-N-terminal glutamine amidohydrolase activity. NCBI's taxonomy places the organism in Eukaryota, Viridiplantae, Streptophyta, Magnoliopsida, Caryophyllales, Amaranthaceae. The transcript is spliced from 6 exons.
UUUUAAACUCGAGACCCGUCAUCUUUUAGUAUGGAGGUUGAAUUAAUUCAAUCGUCACGUUGUUUUGAAUCACUAUAAAAGUUUAGUUAUAAAACAACCUUCCCGGUAGAACUAAAACGAGAAAUCAAAAGCGAAAUCAAUGGAUGCUCUGGAAAUAUCCCAGUUUGAUCACACUCGCUACUACUGCGAAGAGAAUGUGUACAGGCUUUGCAAGAAAUUAUGCUCUGCUGGGAUUGCAGAUUCCGAGGGUUCUGAUCUCUUUGUUGUUUUUAUUUCGAAUGACAAGAAACAGAUUCCACUUUGGCAUCAGAAGGCCAGCCACAGGGCUGAUGGUGUUAUUUUGUGGGACUACCAUGUUAUCUGUAUACAGAGAAAAGCUGAUGAGAAGUCUGCACAAGUAUUGGAUCUGGAUUCUACUCUCCCAUUUCCUUCUCCUUUAACAUCUUAUAUCUCGGAAACUUUCCGUCCAUCAUUUCCCCUCUUUUCAGAGUAUCAAAGAUUUUACCGAAUUAUACAUGCUCCCCUGUUUCUCCGUUAUUUUGCUUCUGAUAGAAGACACAUGAAGGAUUCUAAUGGGAACUGGAAUGCGGAACCACCUACUUAUGAUGCAAUAGUUGCUGAAGACGGAACGGUCCAUAACCUGAACGAGUACAUGGAAAUUCACAGUACUGGUGUUGCACCGAGUAUCGAAGCUGAUGUGGUAAAUAUUGUGAAAAACGAGCGACUUGGAGUGGUGGUUAGUGAAAACCAACUUGAAGAAUUUUUUACUCUUCCUCGUUAAGCGAUGAAACACCGUGUCCAUCCCUUAGCUUGUAUGGGUGCCUAUUUUGAUGUGUGCUUUGGAAACGCAAAACAUAUCUGACGGUUUGCUAGAAGUAAUCAGUCAAUGGCAAGUAACCAUUGUUGAAUUAAACUCUUUGUUGCAGUUCGUUAUAUUGAUGUCCGUCCCUUUUUAACUUACUACACCGAAACUAAAAAUGUCUUGCAAUUUUAGCUUAAUACAGACCGAGAAAAUACUUCUUUAUGAUUGUAAUUUGCAGCCGUCGAAUCAUAUAUUUUUAACAUGUUA